Molecule: messenger RNA, 1301 nt
Organism: Aphidius gifuensis
Lineage: Eukaryota; Metazoa; Arthropoda; Insecta; Hymenoptera; Braconidae
Exons: 3
Coding region: 546-1301 (251 amino acids)
Biological process (GO): sensory perception of smell; detection of chemical stimulus involved in sensory perception of smell
Cellular component (GO): plasma membrane
Molecular function (GO): olfactory receptor activity; odorant binding
Source: RefSeq, a predicted model, not a curated record
AAUUGUACUAUUGAACUUGAUAAUUUACUAAUGAUUUUAUUUGAUCUUCAGCCACUACAACUAUCAAUCAAAAGGUCUGCAAUCUAGUGAUGAUUAAAUAAAGUUUGAAUUUUAAUUAUUACGAGACACAAUAGGAUCUUCUUUAAUUUUUUUUCCACUAGAGUCUAACGCUCAUAUUUCUCACAGCUGAAAUGUUUAUUUGCCAAUAUUCUACUAAAAAAUUUAUGUGAGAAUUCAACACGUGAACGUUUUGUUUUGCAAGUGAGGAGUCGAAAAAUAAAACAAAAUAUAAACAUGGACCAAGUAAACCUAUUUGCAUACGAUAUUAUUUGAAUUAUAUAUUGUACUUUGUGGUAACUAAUAUCGGUCGAUACUUUUAAUACUAUAUUAUGCAAAAAAAAAAUACUCAAUUUUUUAUAGCUCAUGGGGAGAGUUUUGAUUUGUACAUAUAAAUAUUUAAUAUUGACUAAGUGCAUUUGUAGACAUAAAUCUUGGCACGAAAAAUAUUUUUCAAUUUAUAAUAAAUUAUUAUUUGAGUCAUUGCAAUGAAAGAUAUUAUGAACAAAAAUAUCAAGCUUACACAAAUUAAUUAUUUUUGGAGUUUUACUAAAAUACUCUUAAAAGUAGUUGCCAUUUGGCCGGUUACAAAGAAUAAUUUGACCCAUAAGAAAUAUAUAGAUUCAAUUCAUUUUUUUAGUGUUAGUUUUUCAGCUCUUUUGCAAUUUAUUUUGAUGGGUAUAAUGUGUUUAAAAUUAACGGAUUUUAAUUCAGCAGCUGAAAGUAUUGGACCGAUGAUGCAGUUAAUAAUAUCAUUUGGAAAAUUAUGUAUCUAUCGAUCACACAAAAAAAAUUUAGCUAAAUUAUCUAUUAAACUAGAAUAUUGUUUAGAAAAUUUAGAUAAAAAUUCAAUAACAAAUAUUUAUUUUAAAAGUUAUAUGAAAUUAGCAAGUUUCAUAUGUUUUGGAUUUUAUGGAAUAGCAAUAUUUUUAUCAAUUGGAUAUCUUGCUGGUCCUUUAUUAGAAGAAAAUCGAACUUUACCAUUCAAUGUUUAUUAUCCUUGGGAUUGGAAACAUUCAAGAAUUUUUUACGCUAUUUCUUAUGUACAUGAAAUUAUUAUAACUGUUGUUUUGGGUUGCACUAGUGCAAGUGAAUUUUCAUAUGUUUGGUGUAUAUUAUAUUGUUGUGCAAGAUUCAAAGAAAUUCAUCAAAAACUUGUAUCAAUUCCUAACGAUAACAAUAACAAGAAUACGCAAAAAUUUUUGUCUUCAAUUGUCAAGUUUCACGAAGAUGUUCUUUGGUAA